GGGUUUGCCUUAUUGGGCUUGCAAUAUUGCAGUUGAGAGUGAAGUAGAAAAGCUGCUGUUUUCUCAUCUUAUAUCAUCUACGAUGCACAAUUCACAGAGAUUAAAAGACGAAGAAGAUGACAGAAAAACCUCCGGCGAGGCUCCAACUUCCAACUGUAGCAAUUUUACCUACUUUAUGGGGGAAUCGUGACGACUCGGCACUUCAUGCCAAUGAAACGAAUCAGGCAAAAUCGCAGCGAGUGGUCACGAAAUGAAAAUAGUGGCAGGAACUGGUCGCGGUAUCAGUUUGUCUCUAGAUGCUCUACACUGCAGUCAAGACUGGUUUUGCCGUGCCGCACAAAACUUUUGUUUACAUCUCUUCGCCCAAGAGGAAAAGUGUGUCUGCUUGGUUAAGACUCAGCUGAAAAUUAUACUUUCUUUUUCUCAUUAUCCCAGCUCUCUUGGUGCUGAGACGCUGAGUCCUGGCAAGGAUGGGACUGAGUAAAGUGGAGAAGUGGGUGCCGGGAGCGCGCUGGCUUCGCGGCUACACAGGACGCAGCGCCGUGGCGGACGUGAUCGCCGGGAUCACCGUUGGUCUCACGGUGCUGCCACAGGGAUUGGCCUAUGCCACUCUGGCUGGCCUGGAGCCCCAGUACGGUCUCUACUCAGCCUUCAUGGGUGGCGUUGUUUACGCCGUCCUCGGCGGAUGCCGUGAAGUGACCAUCGGACCGACGGCUCUGCUGUCUCUCAUGACCAGUCGUCACACUGGCUUGGGAGGCACAUCUGGACCGCAUCUGGCGAUUCUACUCUGCUUCCUGGCAGGAAUUGUGGAGUGUUUGAUGGCUUUGCUGCGCCUUGGCGCUCUUGUGGAUCUCAUCUCCACGCCAGUCACAGUGGGAUUCACCUCAGCCACGGCUGUGAUCAUCGGAGCGUCGCAGCUGAAAGGUCUUCUGGGCCUCAAGGGAGGCGGUGGAUCUGGAUUUAUUGCCACAAUGCAGACUGUCUUCACGAAGGCAGAUCAAAUUCGCCUUCCAGAUGCAGCGCUUGGGAUUUGUUCCAUCGGAAUUCUUCUUCUCUUGCGCAAACUAAAAGACUUCAAAGCACCAGAGAAUGCGACGCAGAGGAAGAGAAUAUUUUACGGAAGUCUCUGGCUGAUUGGAACCUCCAGAAAUGCUCUGCUGGUGUUCUUCACCAGUCUGGGAGCUUAUUCUGCUGCUCAAUCUGGGAAAACGCCCUUCAUCCUCACAGGAACUGUGCGGAGUGGUUUGCCAGAUGUUUCCCUUCCGCCCUUCUCAACCACCAGAGCAGGUACAAACGGAACGUUGGUGGAAAUGGACUUUAAAGACAUGCUCUCUGAACUCGGAGCUUCGAUUGCUCUGGUGCCGAUAAUCGCCGUCCUGGGCAACGUUGCCAUCUCCAAGGCGUUCGGCGGGAGUGGAAUUGAUGCCACGCGCGAACUCUUCGCGCUGUCUCUCAGCAAUAUUCUGGGCUCAUUCUUCUCCUCCAUGCCAGUCACGGGAUCGUUCUCGCGCAGCGCCGUGAAUCACGCCAGCGGCGUUCGCUCGCCCAUCGGCGGCAUCUACACAGGAGCCCUCGUGAUCCUUGCGCUCAGCCUCCUCACGCCCUAUUUUCACUAUAUUCCGCGCGCCGCGCUCAGCGCCGUAAUCAUCUCGGCGGUGAUCUUCAUGAUUGAGUACGAAGUGAUCCGGCCGCUGUGGCGCUGCAGCCGACGAGAGCUUCUUCCCGGUGCCAUCACCUUCAUCCUCAGCCUGUGGCUCGGGGUGGAAAUCGGACUGCUGGCCGGCGUUGUGGCGGAUCUGGGCUUUCUCGUCUACAGAGCCGCUCGGCCUGCACUCAUCGUGGAGCGAUCAGUGACAAUGUCCGGAAUGGAGUACAUCCUGGUUAGGCCACGUCACAGCUAUCUCUACUUCCCUGCCAUUGAGUGGGUUCGCAAUGGAAUCUCCAAGGCAGUGAAGGAGCACGGAAAAGCCCCAGUCGUGCUGGAUUGCAGAAAUCUUCACGAGUUUGACUUCACAGCGGCCAGAGGAUUGGGGGAUUUGCACAAGGAACUGGCCGCCUCGUCGGUGAUUCUGGUGCUUCUGGGGCCGCCGAAGGAGGUCACAUCAGUUCUCAAGGGUGCCAUCAAUAUAGCAAUAUCAGAGGCUCCAAACGAUGCGGAGCUGGACAGGCAAUUGCAGGAGAUUCGAUCGGAGAAUGCAAAGAAUGAGAUGAAGGAGGUCGUCGUGCCACUGCUAAAUGCAAACGAAUUAGAUAAUAAUCUAGGCGAUAGAAGUACAUAAUGAUCUAGCGAUAGUCUUAAGCAUUUCUCCUUAGUUUUCUCGUGUUUUGUCUUUAUUUUUCUGCUCUCCACGUAACACAAUUUUUUAGAAGUCAGAAACGGAGUUUCCUGAACAAUUUGCCAACCAUACAGAAUGCAGUCACGCAAAUUUCUGUCACAAGUUACCACCGAAUUGCUGCAUAAGAUCGAUUUAGCAAAUUGUGAAGAAUGUAAUUUGCUUUUGGUGCGAAAUGCGCAAAAAACGGAAAAUACCAAACGUUCCGCUUAAUUUUGGUUCAUGAAAAAGUUUUGAAUGCGUCGUACUUGAAAUUCUACAAAUGAAAUAGAGAAGAUUGUAAAGGGAAGCAGAAGAUAAUUUUCCUUAUAAAAAUGCUCCUCGUUAAGUUUGGAGUGAAACAAGAACCUUGAGUUAAACCAGUUGCAAUAAUCAUAUCAAAAGAUCAUACUCCGUAUGCUAAACUAAGAAAAAGAUAUAUUGUUUUACUCUGCAAGACAAAAGACACUGUUAUUGCAAUACGUUAUUGCUUAUCUUCAAAUGCAAUGUCUUUUCUGUAAAUAUUUCAUAUCAAGAAUGUGCGUGUUUUAAUUUUCCUCUGUAAACAUCGUUGCUAACAUUUUUGUCAUCU
Messenger RNA from Phlebotomus argentipes, 2904 nucleotides. Its product is annotated as sodium-independent sulfate anion transporter. Gene Ontology annotation, molecular function: sulfate transmembrane transporter activity. NCBI's taxonomy places the organism in Eukaryota, Metazoa, Arthropoda, Insecta, Diptera, Psychodidae. Gene Ontology annotation, biological process: transmembrane transport. The transcript is spliced from 6 exons. Gene Ontology annotation, cellular component: membrane. The coding region runs from base 471 to 2279 and encodes 602 amino acids. The record is from RefSeq and is a predicted model, not a curated record.